Messenger RNA from Oreochromis niloticus (Nile tilapia), 3384 nucleotides. RefSeq names its product transcription factor binding to IGHM enhancer 3b (gene tfe3b). The coding region runs from base 190 to 1563 and encodes 457 amino acids. Gene Ontology annotation, molecular function: RNA polymerase II cis-regulatory region sequence-specific DNA binding; DNA-binding transcription factor activity, RNA polymerase II-specific; protein dimerization activity. Gene Ontology annotation, biological process: regulation of transcription by RNA polymerase II. The record is from RefSeq and is a predicted model, not a curated record. Gene Ontology annotation, cellular component: nucleus. The transcript is spliced from 9 exons. NCBI's taxonomy places the organism in Eukaryota, Metazoa, Chordata, Actinopteri, Cichliformes, Cichlidae.
AAGUUGCGUAAGAUGACGUAGGGCCGUGGGUCUGAGGUAAACAACGGUAGAGCGGAGGCUAAUGACUAUCAAGUUUUCACGGAUCUGAAGAAAUGGCAAAGAAAGCGAAGGACUCAGUGGAUGUGUGGCUGUAACUCCUCUUACACUAAUCAGAUAGUCCAUCCCUAGAUCCUUGGAUCCAUCUCAGCCAUGUCGUCACGUGUGUUGCUGCGGCAGCAGCUGAUGCGGGAACAAGCCCAGGAGCAGGAGAGACGCGAGGCUCUUGCUCAGCAGCAACAGGCAUCUGCCUCUCAGCUUCGGGCCCCCAACUCAACUCCAGCUAUCUCUGUCACUCUGCCACCUAAUGCUGCCCGCCCCCCUCCAGCACAGGUGCCCGUGGAGGUGCUGAAAGUGCAGACCCACUUGGAGAACCCCACCAAGUACCACAUCCAGCAGGCACAGAGGCAGCAGGUGAAGCAGUACCUCUCCACCACUCUGGGAAACAAGGCGAUUCCUCAGACCUUGUCUCUGUCCCCGGCCCCCCAGUCCAGUUCUGCCCCAGAAGUGGCCCCUACUGCCAGCAGCGCCCCUAAUAGUCCUAUGGCGCUGCUCAACAUCGGCUCCAACAAGGAAGAAAUUGACGAUGUGAUCGAUGACAUCAUUAGCCUUGAAUCCAGUUUUAAUGACGACAUCAUUACGUUGAUAGACUCAGGUCUUCAGCUGCCUAGCACGCUCCCAGGAAACCUCUUGGAUGUGUACCAUAGCCCGGGAAUGGCAGCGCCUACUCUUACUGUCAGCAACUCCUGCCCUGCUGAUCUUCCAAAAAUUAAAAGGGAAAUUACUGAUGCAGAUGCCAAAGCAAUAAUAAAAGAAAGGCAGAAGAAAGACAACCAUAACCUCAUUGAGAGGAGGCGUCGGUUCAACAUCAAUGACCGCAUAAAGGAGUUGGGCACUUUGAUACCCAAGUCAUCAGACCCAGAGAUGCGCUGGAAUAAAGGUACCAUUCUCAAGGCUUCUGUAGACUACAUCAGGAAACUGCAGAAGGAGCAGCAGAGAGCCAAGGAUGUUGAGAUGAGGCAGAAGAAGCUGGAGCAAGCCAACCACUCCUUAAUGUUACGCAUCCAGGAACUGGAAAUGCAGGCACGGCUUCACGGCCUCUCAUCCUCCAACAACAUUUCUGCUCUGAGCUCCGACCCCUCCCUGCUCCAGCAGCAGUCCACAGUUCCACAGAGCAGCCAGUCUCUGGCUCCCAACACGGGAGGAGCCUCCAACCAGAACCUCCUCGGUCCGGUAGCCAUUGGACAACCUUUGCCUGCCUCCUUCCUGUCCCCACCCUCCUCAGACUCUCCCGCCGGACUCACCAUAAGUAGUCCGCUGGACCUGGGCAGCCUGAGCUUCGCUGAGCUCGAUGACCCCCCGGCCUCCGCCCUCUACUCCGAUAUGGGUUUGGGAGACAUACUUAUGGAUGACGGGUGCACUCUGUCUCCAGAGAGGAUUGGCGAGCCGCUGUUUUCUCCUUUGUCACCGGGUGCCUCUAAAACCAGCAGUCGCAGGAGCAGCCUUGAGAUGGACGAGGACUUGUGAUGAUUUGCCUGUGGUCAGAGACUCUGUAGGGACAAGAAUGUCGGGAAGUGCAGUUUAUCCUUAAAUAACUAUAGCUAUUUAUAGAACUGCACAAUUGAACUUUAAAUAGUCAAAUUUAACUAUAAUUAUGAACAAAACUAACACCAGAAGACAGCAAAUUUUAAUUUUUCUUUGUUUGUUUGUUUGUUUUUUGCUAUACAAAUUCAUUAUUAUUGUUCCUGUUUGGAGCCAGUCAGACAUCAGAUGAUUAUGUCUGAGUUUCUGAAUGCAAUCUUAGUAUAAAAUGCAAUAUUGUACAAUAGGGGCAUGGACCUAGCAUUAAGAAAUAUUACAUUCUUAAAUAGUUGUUAAGAUUUCUUCAGAGAUUUUAAGAGGGAUAUAAGGUUUGCUUGAAUUUAUUAUAUGCAUAUUUGUAGGGAAGAAAGCUGUGAGGUUUCUUUUUCGUGACAGGACAUGUUUGGCACAACUAACUUGUCAAGAGAUGCCAAUAUAUAGCAUAUAUUUUGUGUGUGUGUGUGUGUGUGUUUGUUUUUUGUUUUUCUUCAAACUGACUGGAAUCAGGGUUUGUUAAAAGCAGUUGCAUGCUCCUGCGUGUUGGGUUGUAUCACCAGCAACUACAGAAGGGAUCUCUGUAAAAAAGUGAAUUGGCACAUUGUGUAGUAGUUACAGCACAUUGUAAAUAAGAGUCUUUUAUUUUGAGCAAGUUCUUUGCACCUUAUUUUAUUGUAGUCUAUGCAUUUUAAGAAAGCUUGUGUCUGUUUUUAUUACUACUACAUACAGCGGACAGCUAAGGCCCAGGCUGCAUGUAUUUGUAAUAAAACCUUAAAGGCGGUGAAAAAAAAUCACUUGCUGCUGCAGCUAGUUAGCCAAAGCAGGAUUUCUUCCAGAGUAGCUACAAAUUACAAAUCAGCAUUUUUAUAUAUAUAUAUAUAUAUAUAUACAUCGUCUUUUUUUUGAAUAUAUUCACUCAGUCAGUGGGAAUGCAGAACAAUUUUCUCCUUUUACAAAAGUACUGUAGUUCAUUACAUUUUUUUUUAUACCUGAUCAUUUGAUAAGUAGUUUCUGCAGACUAAUGUGUGUUGUCAGUUUGUCUCCAUUAACCUUUGUGAUCACUGAAUAAUUUUUUUAACCAGUUAGCAUGUUCUAAUAAAUAUGUGGGGUGUGUUUUUUGUUGUUUUUUUGGAUGAUGAAAAGUGAUAUAAUCUAAUAAUGGAUUCCUGCUCAUUGUAGUCUGAAUUCAGUUGGCUCAGACCUCCUUUUUUUUUUUUUUUAAACCAACCACUAGUCUCACUUCUGUUAUAACAAUGUAUGAUGUUUUAUUGAAUGAAAUCUCAAUGCAAUUAUUAUUCCAUUAAAUAGUCACAAAUGUUAGGUUUUUUUUCAUCACAUGCUUACUGAACCUUGUGUACAGUUAAUGAAUGUGUGUUUGAGCAUUUUUUUGUUUGUUUUUUCUAACACUGAUGCACUGUUUUUAGUUAAAACAGCCAAAAACAUAUUUAAAUCAUAGCUUUGAGUGGCAUUGAUUGGUGGUUACAAUUAUUUUUUUAAGCUCUCCACUGAUCGUUCAGAGCGUUGGAGGUACCUUUCAGCUUAAAGCAGCUCCACUCCGUCACUCAGCGUUGCUCGUCGUGUUCCCGUAAAUCACAGAGUAGAACUUCUGUACCUUUUUAGCUUUUACUCUUCUCCACAAUAUUAACCCUGUCUUAACCAGGCAUAUACACAGUGACUCAUACUCACACUGACUGUUAACUACAAACCAAUAUGUCUUGUCACUGCAAUUUGGCUUUGAGAAGAUUUUUAACAAAUAAAUGAUUGCCAUCG